AUGAGAUGGCGAAGUCACCAGAGCUAUCUCCUGUGUUGGUGCAGGAUUUCUGUUAAUAUUCCACCAUUUGGGGAACUGACAUGGCUAGCUGCCUCUGACACCACCUUAGGUGUUUGCCACGAUGAUUUUAAUACCUUCUUUAAUGAGACUGGGUCUGGCAAGCAUGUGCCAAGAGCUAUAUUUGUUGAUCUAGAGUCCACUGUCAUUGAUGAAGUUGGAGGAGGGACUUACGGACAAAUCUUUCACCUGGAGCAACUUAUUUCUGGCAAGGAAGAAGCUGCUAAUAACUUUGCUAGAGGACAUUAUACAGUUGGUCGGGCAAUUGUGGAUCUUUGCCUUGACCAAGUGAGAAAAUUGGCUGAUAACUGCACUGAUUAUGGAAAGAAGUCAAAACUUGGCUUCUCCAUCUACCCUUCUCGUCAGGUUUCUACUGCUGUUGUGGAACGUAAUAAUAGCAUGCUCUCAACUCAUUCUCUCCUUGAACAUGAUGAUGUUGCUAGUUUGGACAUUGCAGAGUUUCAGACUAACCUUGUGCCGUAUCCUUGUAUCCAUCCUAUGCUCUCAUCAUAUGCCCCAGUAAUCUCAGCUACAAAGGCUAAGAUUACAAGUGCUGUUUUUGAACCAUCAAGCAUGAUGGCUAAAUGUGAUCCAAGGCCUGGGAAGUACAUGGCAUCCUGUUUAAUGUACUGUGGAGAUGUUGUACCUAAGGAUGUCAAUGCUGCUGCUGCUACCAUCAAAACUAAGCAGACUGUUCAGUUAGUAUAUUGGUGCCCUACUGGUUUCAAGUGUGGUAUCAACUAUCAGCUACCCACUGUGGUACCAGUGGGUGAUCUCGCCAAGGUGAAGGAAUGGAGGAAAGUGAAUUCUCAUAAGCCUGUGAAGAUCUUGCUGCUCUCGAGAAAGACUAUGAGGAAGUUGGCGUAG
Molecule: messenger RNA, 924 nt
Organism: Durio zibethinus
Lineage: Eukaryota; Viridiplantae; Streptophyta; Magnoliopsida; Malvales; Malvaceae
Source: RefSeq, a predicted model, not a curated record